Hydra vulgaris (swiftwater hydra) is the source of this 656-nucleotide messenger RNA. NCBI's taxonomy places the organism in Eukaryota, Metazoa, Cnidaria, Hydrozoa, Anthoathecata, Hydridae. The record is from RefSeq and is a predicted model, not a curated record.
AUGGAACUACCAACUGUACCCAACUGUAAAAACUCUAAAAAAACGUGCACACAGAGGAAAAGUCUUUACGACAGAAGAGAAAUGGUUGUUGGUAACGAAAUCACCGAUGCUUUAAACAGCGUAGGAUACGAUAAAAGAACAGUUUUGAGCGUGAAAAGUUUAUGGGAUAAUCUUUUAAAAACUGCAAAAAAAGAGGUUUGUGCAACAAAAAAAAUUCCAACUGGAGGAGGCCCAGCGCUUAUUUUAUUAGGAAUGAGCAAGAAAAUAUUAGCUAUAUACGGAGAAAAUUCUCCAAUAUUUUUAGGGUUGGAAGGUUUGGAAACCAAUGACAUUGAGGUCGUAUCCGAUAUAGAGAUUUCUGCCAUGCCAGUUGUGUUUGAUGCUACAAAUAGUGCAACUCCAAACACUGUAACUACAGAUGAAAAAAGUGACAACGAAAAUAACUUAGGACAAAUCAAACAUUCUAGUAAUCACGAAAAAUCUUCGUCAGAAACAAAGAAAAAAAGAACUCCGGGUCUACACUUGUCAACUGUAGAUUGUCAACUGUUUAAAAAAAAAUAUUAUUAUGGUUAAUUGUUCUCCAUGCUGUUUUGCUUUUGAGAUAUUCAAAUCAGCUACCAUUAACAAAUUAAUUUUUUUUUUAAACAAUAACAAAU